Messenger RNA from Priapulus caudatus, 1137 nucleotides. Its product is annotated as mothers against decapentaplegic homolog 6-like. The record is from RefSeq and is a predicted model, not a curated record. The transcript is spliced from 4 exons. Bases 319 to 1137 code for a protein of 272 amino acids. Gene Ontology annotation, molecular function: I-SMAD binding; transcription regulator inhibitor activity. NCBI's taxonomy places the organism in Eukaryota, Metazoa, Priapulida, Priapulimorpha, Priapulimorphida, Priapulidae. Gene Ontology annotation, biological process: cell differentiation; BMP signaling pathway; transforming growth factor beta receptor signaling pathway. Gene Ontology annotation, cellular component: heteromeric SMAD protein complex.
UGGAGGAGCAUAACACAUGGUGUGCACGCGCAAACUAUUUCAAUCAAACGCAGCGGCACCAGCAGCAAACACGUCUAAAGGAUGUUACAAGUCAUGCAAAAUUUAUCUUGUACGGUGUAUUGUACAAUUUCUUACGCAAAACAUUAACUCGAUGAGCAUUCCACGAUAAAUACUUGACGUACACCCCCGCACAGAUAGUGGGAUCGACCUACCCACAUAGGUGCCGUAGUUUGGAGUCAGUGCAGAAGUGAGGUGGUAUUCAACAAGUCUCAUGGUUAUAUUGUGGAUGUAAUGUGAGUUUUCACUCAUGGUAGGCCUAUGCCAAGAUUAUGCAGUGGAUGCAUGUUUCCUUGGAAUUAUCGCAUGCCAGGAUUUCGGCGAAGGACAGCCUUAGUGAAAAGGUUAUGGCGAUUGAGAAAAUGCGAACUAGGGGUAGAACAGGACGGCGGUGAUAGCCGUGAUUUCAUCGCGGCAGCCGGUCACAAUUGUCUGAAGCAACUCUCCGACGAACAACUUGCGACGUUGUUGGAAGCUGUGACUGGUGGUGGAACGGCAACAGACUGUGUUCAUGUACCGUACGACCCCGUCGAAACCGGCAGUGGACAUGUAUCUCCACAUGUGUUAUUUUGUGAAAUCUGGAGGUGGCCCGAUCUUCGCGCGAACGGUGGGCUCCUCAAGCGACUGUCGACUUGUCCGGCGCCCACGACAGCGUCCGUAUGUGUCAACCCGUUUCACUGGAGCCGGCUCUGCACACCAGAGUCGCCACCGCCUCCGUACAGGGCUAGCACCAAGGUGUUUAGCGAAGAGCUGCGGAGACGAGAAGAUGAGCAAGGUCGGCUAUACGGGGACAGUAGUACGGAGACGUGUGACCACUAUCGGUCAUUCACUGGUCAGUGUGCAGACUGUGAGAAUUCCGACUCGACGCCGCGCAGCCACCACCACUGGUGCACGAUCGCCUACUGGGAGCAUACGAGCCGCGUCGGUCGCCACCUACAGGUCUACAACCCCAGCAUCAGCGUUUACUCGCACCUACCUCACACCGACGGCAUGUGCCUUAGGAUACUGCAGAACGAGCAGUGCAGCGGCGGCGGCGGCGGCGGUCACGAUAUAAAACCACGAUAUGAAACUACGGUAUGA